AUGUUUGCAAGCCUCAACCUUGGUGAAAUGCUUGCUCAGCGCGGAGAUAGAAGGACUUGGGCCCCCAACGAGGAUGUGCUGCUCAUCAGCGCUUGGCUUAACACAAGCAAAGACCAUGUGGUGGCUAACGAGCAGAAAUCAGGCGCGUUUUGGAAGAAGAUUGCUGCAUAUUAUGUAGCAAAUCUGAAACCUUCAGAAAGUGCACCACGCAAGGCUGGGCAAUGCAAGCAAAGGUGUCACAAGAUCAACGAUGUUGUCUGCAAGUUUUGCAGGGCAUUGGAGACAGCAACGAGAGAGGAGACCAGUGGAAUGAAUGAGAACAAUGUGAUUAAGCUGGAUUACGAAAUCUACUUCAGUGAUCAAAAGAAGAGGUUUAACUUGGAACACGCAUGGAAGGAGUUGCGAAAUGACCAGAAAUGGUCUGAGCUUUCUACAACAAAAACGGAUGCGAAUUCUAAAAAAAGGACUGAGGAGGUUUCACUUUCACAGAGUUCGAUAGUAGAGGAAAUAAGGAGUGACGAGCAAGGUCAGGGUAGCAACCGGCCUCCUGGAGUGAAGGCUGCAAAAGCUAAGUGCAAGAAAAUUAUGGCUAAGAGAAAGGCACUCUGUGAGUUUGAGGGAAUGUGGGCUAUUAAGGAAAAGGAGAUGGCCAUCAAAGAAAGGCUGUCAAAUAUGGCUCUUAUAGACAGCCUUAUCGCCGAGAUUGAACCAUUGGCUCAGUAUGAGGAAACCCUGAAGAAGAAGCUUAUCCAACAUUUGUUCUCUGAUUAG
This is a messenger RNA of Eutrema salsugineum, 771 nucleotides long. RefSeq names its product glutathione S-transferase T3-like. NCBI's taxonomy places the organism in Eukaryota, Viridiplantae, Streptophyta, Magnoliopsida, Brassicales, Brassicaceae. The transcript has a single exon. Bases 1 to 771 code for a protein of 256 amino acids. The record is from RefSeq and is a predicted model, not a curated record.